UCCGGUGUCGAUGAAAGAUGAGCUCAGCGCUCCUCGGGGGGCAGGUAACGUCAGCAGUCCGGAGCAGGAAAACACUGAACAUACACACCCACCAAGUGUUUACCGCCCUCUUAACCACCGCUACACACCGACAACACGCAUUAAUAAUGGGCAGCUUCAUCGGCUCCGUGUGACUCAGCUGCGCGUCUUUCUUCCCUCCAUCCAUCCAUGAGCUCCUCCUCGGCAGCAUCCCGCGCCCUCCGCCUGGCUUGAGAUGGGAUGAUAUGGGAUUUUUCAUGUCGACGAAGAUCGGAGGGAUCCUUGCCUUUGCCUUGGUGUUCCUGUCCCUGGUGGUGUCAGCAGAGUUAGAUGCAGAUGUGAAGUGUGAGAACAUUUAUAAGGACUUCUCUGACUGCGUCCUGGAGCUGGGAGAGAGCAUGGACAACUACCAGGAAAACGUGACCAGCGAGAGAGGAGUGUCGGCCGUGUGCAGGCACUGGGAAGCUUUCCACACGUGUGCCCUCACGGCGCUGUCCGACUGUCAGGUGGAAGUCAGCUCCAUCUGGGAGAAGCUGAGGCAGGACUCCAUGAAGAUGCGCUUCCAGGGAAGUCUGUUCGACCUGUGCAGCCCCAGCUCCUCGCCCGGCAUCAGUUCACCUCUCGCUGCCCUCGCCCUGCCACUGAUAGUCGUGCUAAUCAUGACUGGGCCUGACUGGUACCCUGUAUAGAUGGGGGGUGAGGAGAUGGGAGGGGUGACGAGGAGGGCCCUCAUGGGUCCAGUCCCCCUGAGUUCAAACUUAAAGCCAAGGAUUUAAGAGGGAUGAGUGUUUUAAUAAGGAUUAUUUUGACACAGAGCCACGGAGGUCUGUGGCAAGGCAAUCAAUAUUUGCUGUGAUGAGUAAUGUUUGAAAUCUCCUCAAAUACUUCAGCCUGAUCCUCCC
Molecule: messenger RNA, 920 nt
Organism: Sebastes umbrosus (honeycomb rockfish)
Lineage: Eukaryota; Metazoa; Chordata; Actinopteri; Perciformes; Sebastidae
Product: neuritin-like
Exons: 3
Coding region: 264-707 (147 amino acids)
Biological process (GO): nervous system development; neuron projection extension
Cellular component (GO): plasma membrane
Source: RefSeq, a predicted model, not a curated record